CUAGAGGGAAAUGGAGAUGAAGAACAACGCCCAAGAGCAUCUUCAUCAUCAUGGCAGCACCAGGAAGCAUGGCCAAUGGAGUGCUUGUGUUCAUGCCCCCAAACAGUGCUGGCAUCAUCCACCAAGGCCAGGGAAUCUCUGGUGCCGUUUCCCAGACUCCUGAGAUGGUGCAAUGUGGGCCUCAACAAUUCAGAGUUAUGAACCCUGGGAACCAACCUCUUGGGUCAAUGUACCCCGGGAGUCCCGCUGAGCAGGUUGCACAGCUGAAGAAGGUAGGGAUGAUGGAGAUAUUCCUCAAAGCACAGCCCAAGACCCUGGGGGCCAUCCAGAUCCUGACUGGGCUGAUGCACAUUGGCUUUGGGGGUGUGUCUGCAGUUUUCGUCGAAUACUACUUUUCCAUCUCCAUUCUUGGAGGGUACCCCUUCUGGGGAGGACUUUUUUUCAUCAUUUCUGGAUCCCUCUCGGUUGCAGCUGAGAAUCGUGGCAACAUCUGUCUGGUGAGAGGCAGCCUGGGAAUGAACAUCACUAGUGCCAUCUUCUCAACCAUUGGGAUAGUUCUCUUCCUAACAGAGCUGAUUAUUAAUGUGUCAGAUUACAGGCACGACUAUGAGAGUGCUGGGAAGGGGAUCACGAUCAUGCUGUUCUUGAUGACCAUCCUGGAGUUCUCCAUCGCUGUCUCAACCUCGUACUUUGCAUCCCAAGCCAUCUGCUAUACCCCCAGCCCCACCAUGUUGUUCAUGCCAUAUGCUGCCAAUGCAGACUUUGGGGUUCCUUCUGCACCAAUGGUCCCUCCACCACCUUACACCAAUAUGGCUUAUGACCCCAAAGAAGAAACUGAGCCAGGGGCCUCAUAAAGAACUCCUACGAGAGAUGGCUCCAGCAGCAGCUCCUCUGAGAUGUAAAACUCAACCCUGUCCUGCAUGAUAGAUCUCAUUCCAUUUUCUGUGUGCAGUCCUAGAACUCAGCUCCGUCACUCAUCACAGAGAGAACUCGUUUUAAUCAGCUUCUCCCUGGGUCUGCACCAUUUGUCGAAUUCACAUUAUGCAAUGAAAUAAGAUGAUGACUCACCAGCACUAUCCAGCCCCCAGAGGCUUUGGCCCUGAA
Molecule: messenger RNA, 1104 nt
Organism: Chelonoidis abingdonii (Abingdon island giant tortoise)
Lineage: Eukaryota; Metazoa; Chordata; Testudines; Testudinidae
Source: RefSeq, a predicted model, not a curated record